This is a messenger RNA of Scheffersomyces amazonensis, 1065 nucleotides long. RefSeq names its product bifunctional diacylglycerol diphosphate phosphatase/phosphatidate phosphatase (gene DPP3). The transcript has a single exon. Lineage: Eukaryota; Fungi; Ascomycota; Pichiomycetes; Serinales; Debaryomycetaceae. The coding region runs from base 39 to 1019 and encodes 326 amino acids. Gene Ontology annotation, biological process: phospholipid metabolic process. The record is from RefSeq and is a predicted model, not a curated record. Gene Ontology annotation, molecular function: phosphatidate phosphatase activity.
UAUACACUUGUAAGGUAUUAUACGGUAAAUAGUUAAUUAUGUCAAUUCAAGACACUCUAUUCAAUAUUAUUAACUACUUUCAUAAACAUAAACGAUUCAAUAGGUUGACAUUUGGGCUUACACCUAUCAUAGAUUAUUCAGACCCCCCUUUCCUUAUCAAAUGGAGAGUAUCAGAUAUCAUUGUGGUGGCUAUAUUAUUCGGUCUGUAUAUUGCACUUGGAUCCGUAAAACCAUUCCAACGUCAAUUUUAUGUUGGUGAUUUAACUAUUAGUCAUCCAUUUGCUGAACGUGAACGCGUUAAUGGAGCUGAAUUGUUUCUUUAUGCUGUAUGGUUCCCAUUCUCAUCAAUCCUUGUCAUAAGUUUAAUCUUUACAAAACCUAAAUAUAAAUUAUAUAAUACGUUUAUUGCUUUACUUGGUCUUUUCCUUUCAUGUUUUACUACUUCUGUCUUGACUGAUAUACUUAAGAAUUUUAUUGGUAGACAUCGUCCAGAUUUUUUAGCAAGAUGUAUUCCUAAGGAAGGUACACCACUUGAUGUACUUGUAUAUGCCAAGGAUGUAUGUACAACAGAUAAUAUGUCUCGUUUAUUAGAUGGGUUUAGGACUACACCUUCUGGUCAUUCUUCUUUAAGUUUUGCCGGACUUUUCUACACUACAUUAUAUCUUUUAGGUCAAUUGGUUGCUUUUAACGAAUAUGUUGGGACUUGGAGAACAAUUGUAUCUUUCAUUCCUGCCUUAGGUGCUGCUCUUAUUGCUUUAAGUCGUACUGAGGAUUAUAGACAUCAUUUUGUUGAUGUAAUAAUUGGGAGUUUAGUUGGAUUGGUCAUUGCUUCUUGGUCAUAUUUCCGAUUAUUCCCUUCAUUGUAUCAUCAUAAAUCAUAUUAUCCGAUAUUAAUCAACAAACAAGAACAAGACACACUUGAUGAUUAUGAUGAUGAUACAAGUACAACUUCGAAUAUUCCUAUAACUGCUGCUGGUGCUACGGAAUUACCUUAUACAAGAAUUGGUAAUGCUGUCUGAUUUUAAUUACGAAUUUUUAUUAUCUAUAUAUAAAUAUAUUUAUGUA